Messenger RNA from Xyrichtys novacula (pearly razorfish), 4528 nucleotides. The record is from the annotation of a GenBank genome assembly. Lineage: Eukaryota; Metazoa; Chordata; Actinopteri; Labriformes; Labridae.
AUGAACGCGGGGCAGAGAAGACGCUCCCGUCCCUCCGUUCACACGCACACAGUCAGAGUCACGGGCGCCAAACGUCCAGCCUGUGGGGGUCACAGGGUGGGAGAGCUGAACGGUUUAAUGAUGACAGGGAGGAGAGAGGAAAUUAAGAGCGAGGAAGGAAGGGACGAAUCGAGAGGAGAGGGCGGUGGUCAUUUACACAUGUCUGAAUCAGCCAAUCAGCUGCAGCCGGUCAAGUUCAGGUAAGAAAAACCUUUAUGGUUUAAAAAGGCAUGAGCGUAGGAACAGAUACAAACUGUUCGGAUUAAAGUUAAACACAAUCAUUAGUCUGUUGAAGAAGUAUUAAUCAUCAUAUUAGGCCUGAAAUACUCGUUAUAAGUCGUGUGUGACCUCGACGACCUGGAUGACAGGUAGAAUCUUAUGGCACUUUCUGGCUUGGCUAGAAAAUGGAGAUGAAGUCGCAUGUCUGCAGCUGGAUAACGCACAACAAGCCGAGGUGUUUGGACGUCGACAUGCAGGAUGGACUAGAGGCUGGUGGUGCUAGCUCUGCUACUGUUAGCUACACUCAAAAUCCAAACAUUCGGCCAUGUGCUCACGGACUCAGUCAGUACGUUUACAUGAUACUCCAGAAAAACGAAUCAUUGCCUUACUCCGAUUAAGACCGGAUGUAAACAAGUAAACACCUUAGUCUGACUAUAAUCGGAGUCGGAGAACUCCGAUUAAGACACCCAGAUAAUGUGAUUGGAAUUCGAUUUUCUCUUCCAUGUAACAAAUUCACCAGAGAAGAGGAGUAGCGUGCCUCUCAUCCUCAGAAAAAAUAGCGCAUACAUCAUGUACGACAAAAACAACGAUGUACGAUGCUCCAUCAGCAGCAGUUGUAGACACUUCUGAUGUCUGACACGGACCUGCUGUUGUUGUUGACGGUUGUACGGGGUCGGAAACGGCGCCGCUGAAAAGACCCAUAUCACCCCCUAGUUUUGGGGAGGAGGACACGUUCACGUCAAUAAUUCAAUUUUCUCAGCUGCAUGUAAACGAGGACGAGGAGAGAAGUCUGAUUCUGUGAAAAAACUGAAUCAUGAGCUUAGUCCGAUUAAACUGUGCUUGUAAACAUACCGAGUGACGGCUGUGUCUCCCUGUGGUCGCCUCCUCACUCUAGUUUCAGGCGUUAAACAUCAUCAGUACUGUUCCUGAUGUUCUUGUUUGUUUUCCUUUAUCAUGCAAAUGCUGCAGAACAAAUUUUGGUCUCUCUCUUGAACUUCUUGUAAAAAGUUUUCUUGCUAAAAUGCUCAAAUUUCUGAGAUUUGUUUAAAUGGCUUAGGAUUAUUGUUUCAGGAUAUCCCUGUGCUUUUUUUUCUUUGUGCAUGUAAUUUUCAUAAAACCAAAUCUCUAAAUAUGAAAUUUUAAUGACUCAUAGUGAAUGGGCGAUUACAAAAAUUAAAAAUCAACACAAACAGAAUUUACAUAAUCACCCCUUCACUAUACAUUUCUGCAUCUGUAAAGCCUGGAGAGCAGAUUUUCUAUGAACCAGCUUUGGUUUUACAUGUUAAAUAUGUUGUUAGCGUGUUUGAGUUUGUAGUUUUUGAACAGACACUUUCAGCUUUAAUGAGGAACAUGUAUUAAUAAUGGAAAUAUCAACUGUUUCCUCAAGAAAGACAAGCAAUAGAGAAAAAGGAGAAGAGACAUAAAGACUCAACCUUUUCAAAGACAGAAGAGACGCAGAUAAAUACGAGUCACCACAGCCAUGAAUCAGACGUUAAAUACUCCGACAGAUUAAACCCUUACUCGACUCUCUUUAAGACCUCAUUAAUCAGCUAAAAACAAAAACCUCUUUUUAGUAUUCAACCAGAGUUCUGCUUUAUUUGACUGUUUCAUAAUGGCCCCGUUUAAAAAGGCAGAAUCAUUAUGGAUGGAGCUAAAAUGCUCGUUCAGCUUUCAUUAAUGGUGUAUGAGCAGGAAAUGUGGCACUGUGCUGGAAAAUAAUAAUACGAAACAAGGCGAGCUUCUCAUUUAUCUCCCCGGCUGCAUCAAUGAUGGAUUUCAGGACGUGUUUUGCAGCUGAAUGGUUAUCUCCACGGCAUAAUUUAUACCCACGACUAUUCUCAUUAAUGUCAUCAGUUGGAUAAAUGUAUUAUUCGAGCCAACAAUGCCGGAGUUUAGUUCAAGAGACAAAGAGAAUUCAUCAGUUCAUGAGGCUGUAUGUCAACACGCUAACACGCUCACAAUGACUGCGGCUGUGUCGUUGGUUUUGGAGCUCUCUCUGUAAAGGUACAUUUAUCAUUUCACACUUUAGUCGAGUUUCCUUUUACAGCAGGAUGAAGCACCUGCCCACGGCGCCAAAACUACCACCAAACACUCAGCUGACCACGACAGUACUGGGUCUGAUUUACAAGUUUUCAUGGUAUUCAUGUACGUUAUUAUGGACCUGUAUCUCCCUAUCUUAUAGGGCUGGGCAAUAUGGCCUCAAAUCAAUAUCAUGAUAUAUUGAUCAGUUCACCUCAAUAACGAUAAAUGGACGAUAACUACUCCACUAUCUGCUCACCCCCUCCCACAUUAACUUUGUUAACCAUCCUCCAUCUCCUCACCUGUCUUUCCCUCCUUGUUACGGACUGGAUGGGGCGGAGUCACGUCUCUGAUGUAGGACAGCGUCUUAAAGGGACAUGAGACCAUAGCCUACCUACACACACCCAGAACCAACUUUGAUUUAUUUAUUUUUUUGACACUGAAUAUACCGAUGUGGGCAAAAGGAUGUUGGUAAUGGUCGUACAUUUCAGUAUCUGUAAAUUUUCGGUUUAUCGCCCAGCCUUACAAUCGUCUCUGUGGACCUUUUACUGUUCUCACUGAACCUCUCUGUAUCCUGGCUAACCUUAAACCCAGCAGGUCUGUCAGAAUCCGGACCACCAUCAGUGAGUUGAUCACGUUUAACUGACUGAUAAAGCAGCAAAGAGCCCAGAGUGGCAUUUCUAGGUGGGCGGGGCUUAAACCUGCUUUUACAGGGUAAGAUGGAUCACAGACAACUUGAGCCUGAUCGUACUGCCUUUGAGGAUCUGGACUAGCAUUUGGAUCUGGAUCAGGGGGAUCCUUUCUGUUGCAGUUAGAGGGCGGACAGACUGUCGGACUCAUGAGGUUUUAAUUUGGGUGACCAGACGUCCACGAUUUCCAGGGACAGUCCCUAUCUUGGAUGAGCUGUCUCUGGCUAAAACAGUCCGUUGAAAUGUCCCUGAUUUAAGUGUUUCAUGAAUGAGAACAAAAAUGUUGCGUGUAUACUAGAACAACGGUUAUUAGGUAAGAAGCACAAAGGCUCUGCUACAGAACAGCGCCAAUCCCUACAGGAUGGGUUUGGUGAGGGAAAUUUCGUGGUGGAUUUUGGAGAGUGGGGAUCAGCGAGAACUCACAAAAACCUGUGGAUUCACGUGCAAUCGUGCGAUAAGUUGUCUCUUUAAAGACAGCCACAUAACCAUAUAAGCAGUAAAUGCGCUGCUACAAAGUAGGACCAAGAUGUUGUCUGUGAUCACGCCGCCUAUGACCCCCACCCUGCUCUGAUCUGGUCAACUUAGUUUUAAUAUAUAAAAAUGACUUUUAACGACCUCUGAUUGGUUCACAUGAUGACAAAUACAACCAAUGCCUCAUUGGCCUACAAAGCUUUCAAUCAUGACUCUGAAAAAAUCUUACCCAUGAAUACUGUCAUUCUGCACUCAGCCACCAGGGGGCGCUCUAAAUGUUUCAGCUUCACUUUCAGGGGUCUUUUUGGUCUUUGUCGUACACCUAUCCCAUACAACAUGCUGCAGUAACCAACUAUGUAGAAAAAUAGUCUGACUCGUCACUUGAUGGUCCGUUUUCGUUAUUAGGUCGUGAAGAUUCGUCAGCUUUAAUUCCAGUCUGUUUACCAACAUGCUGAAAACUCCUGACUGGAGCUUUAACCCAGAGUGAGUCUCAGCUGUGCAUCAUUCAGCUCCGAUCUGAGUCAUGAGGAAGGAAAUGUCAUGGAGGCAGACCUCAUCAGAUUGUUGUUGUCAGGGAGCCUGUUAAUACAUGAGAUUUGCACACAAAGGCCACCCUCUGUAGGUAAUGAACACGAUUACCUCCCGGCGUCGCCCGCUCCGCUCAUGGAUCUACACUUUCCAGGUCAGCAGGAGACGGCUGCAGUGAUUGGCUUUUUCCCCGCUGUGUAACGACGACAUGGCGAGGAGGGAGGGGGGGACUUAAUCCCCGGGAGGGAAAUGAAGGAAAGGGAGACAGAGGAGGGGAGGAAGUCUCGGUGGAACAACGAAUGCCAUGUGGGCCUCGGGUUAUGUAUGACUUCUUGUUGUAAUGGCUGUAAUGAAGCAGGGAGCUGGUGUCGUACGGUGCGGCGUGGACCCGAGAGCCGCCGCAAAUGAGCCCUGAGAUCCGGGAGAUAGAGAGGAUGGUGUGUGAUUGGGAGCAAGAGGAGGAGGAGGAAGAGAAGGAGGGAGGGAGGGUUGAUGGAUAUUUUGGGUCGAGGAGCAGAGAGCAGGAAAGGGAUGAGAGGGAGGAGAAGCUUAGUGUGAGCUGA